Molecule: messenger RNA, 1329 nt
Organism: Elgaria multicarinata webbii
Lineage: Eukaryota; Metazoa; Chordata; Lepidosauria; Squamata; Anguidae
Gene: GCM1
Product: glial cells missing transcription factor 1
Exons: 5
Coding region: 1-1329 (442 amino acids)
Biological process (GO): regulation of transcription by RNA polymerase II; gliogenesis
Cellular component (GO): nucleus
Molecular function (GO): DNA-binding transcription activator activity, RNA polymerase II-specific; RNA polymerase II cis-regulatory region sequence-specific DNA binding
Source: RefSeq, a predicted model, not a curated record
AUGCUAAGAGCUGCAGAGGAUGUUAGCAUAGAACAGGAAGACCUGGCUUCACAACAUGGGGAAUUGGUCAGUUGGGACAUCAAUGACAUCAAACUCCCCAAGGAUGUGAAACAAACAGAUUGGUUUCAGGAAUGGCCAGAUUCUUAUGUAAAAUGCAUCUAUAGCGCAGAUGAUAAAAAUGCUCAGAGGCACUUGAGUAGCUGGGCAAUGAGGAACACCAACAACCACAACUCACGCAUCUUGAAAAAGUCCUGCCUUGGAGUCGUGCUCUGCAGCAGUGAUUGCUCGGCCCCUGAUGGGGGGAAGAUGUAUCUGAGACCGGCCAUAUGCGAUAAGGCCCGGCAAAAACAGCAAAGGAAAUCAUGUCCUAACUGUAACGGGCCUUUGAAGCUUAUUCCCUGUCGUGGCCAUGGUGGUUACCCUGUUACCAACUUCUGGAGACAUGAAGGACCGUUCAUAUUUUUUCAGUCAAAGGGGGCUCAUGAUCACCCAAGACCAGAAACAAAAGCAGAAGCAGAAGCAAGAAGAUCAAUACAAAAAACUCAUGCCCCAGCUUCUCCAAGACUGAAACGGAGCAGAGACACUGAGUCCCUGACAGGUGAGAUGCAAAGCCAGGAUACUUUACCAUUAAUUGUUUCCAAACAGGAAGACUUUGUGUCACACAAACUCUUCAGUGGACGUUUCAGACACAAAAAUCCGCAAGAGCAGGUGAUAAGUCUGUCUCUUGCCAAAGGCUCCAGUUCUGGAAAAUCAUCUUACCUAACAGAGCACACUCAGGACAUGGGCUACAACAGAUACUUGGACAAGUGCAAACAGACUGGAAACAGUGACUAUAACUGCAGAGACCUUACUGCAGCCUCCACAUAUUCUGAAUACAGAGGGCAGCAAACCUGGACUAAGAACACGGACCUAGGAAGAAAUCCACCGGCAGAGAAAUAUUGCAGCGGCUCUACUACAUUCCUUGCAGGUCUGCCCUGUGAAACACUGGCCUCCAUAAACACGGUUGAUUUGGGCAUCCAGCAUGCUCCUAAUAGGUGGGAGCCAACGGUAAAGGUCGGUUGCCACUCAUUCAGAUCUAACGUAGGUUCAUUUGGAGAAGAUGUGCAUGAAGGAAAACUACACCUGAAUUAUAGUAGCAGCAACAUCCCUUCCUCCUUCUGUCAUCUCUCUCCAGAAGAUCCCUACCUCAUUGCAGAUGCUGCCCAUCACUAUUACCAGAACCCCUUGCCGACAAAAGGAAAUGAAUGGCACAUGGAAGACGAAAGGAAAUACACAAACCUUGACAACUGCAACAAUGAGAUGUUUUUUAAUUUCUUCCCUUUACGAUGA